GUAACAGCCCACAAAGUUUCUCAGCCAGGUGACAGUUGAGUCGGAAGGGAAACAGCACGGACGCUUCCUGCGCAACCAAACCGAGUACAUUAAGACAUUUAGCAGCUCCAAACCAAAGUCAGACACAGAUUAUCAGUUAUUAUUACAGCUUACUGAUUUUUUUUCUAAGCUCGUAAACCGACAAAAAAAAAAAAAAAGCCUCCCUUCCGUCCUUCUUCAGCUAACAGCAGAAGCCGAGGACGUGUAACGUUAGCUCGCGUCGUCACUUCAACAACGUUGUCUUUUCUAUAGCCGGACGCCGACAACAUGUCAGACACAGCGGCGGAGGCAAAGCCCGAGGUGAAGCAGGCGAGCAAAGAAGUGAAGGAGAGCGAAAAUGUCGCGGAGAAAUACUCGGCCAUGACCGUGAGCAAGAACAGCGAAAUUAACAUGGGAGAGCUGUCGUCGGUCUUCAGCGCCGUGCCCACGCACAAACCCGUGAAAAAGCAAAUUCAGUUUGUGGAGGAAAAGCAGGAGUUCAGCAGGUUCCCCACAAAAACCGGCCGCCGCUCGCUGUCCCGCUCCAUCUCGCAGUCCUCCACGGACAGCUACAGCUCUGCUGCGUCCUACACCGACAGCUCAGAUGACGAGACCUCGCCUCGGGACAAAGCCCAAGUGAACUCCAAGGGCAGCAGCGACUUCUGCGUGAAAAACAUCAAGCAGGCUGAAUUUGGCAGACGGGAGAUCGAGAUAGCAGAACAAGAUAUGUCGGCGCUGAUCUCACUCAGGAAGCGAGCGCAGAGUGAGAAACCUUUAGCCGGUGCCAAAAUCGUGGGCUGCACUCACAUAACUGCUCAGACUGCAGUGCUGAUUGAGACUCUGGUGGCUCUUGGGGCUCAGUGCCGUUGGACUGCCUGUAACAUAUAUUCAACGCAGAACGAAGUCGCCGCUGCCCUGGCGGAGAACGGCGUGGCUGUGUUUGCCUGGAAAGGAGAAUCUGAGGAUGACUUCUGGUGGUGUAUUGACCGCUGUGUCAACAGUGAGGGCUGGCAGCCCAACAUGAUCCUGGAUGACGGUGGAGACCUGACGCACUGGGUGUACAAGAAAUAUCCGAAUGUCUUCAAAAAGAUCAGAGGCAUAGUAGAGGAGAGUGUUACCGGGGUUCACAGGUUGUACCAGCUUUCUAAAGCAGGGAAGCUGUGUGUCCCAGCCAUGAAUGUAAACGACUCCGUGACCAAGCAGAAGUUUGACAACCUGUACUGCUGCAGGGAGUCUAUCCUAGACGGCUUGAAGAGAACCACAGACAUCAUGUUCGGAGGCAAACAGGUGGUGGUAUGUGGGUACGGUGAGGUUGGAAAGGGUUGUUCUGCAGCUCUGAAGGCAUUGGGCGCCGUUGUCUAUGUUACAGAGAUUGAUCCCAUCUGUGCCCUGCAGGCCUGCAUGGACGGAUUCAGGGUCGUCAAGCUGAAUGAGGUCAUCCGCCUGGUUGACGUUAUCAUCACAUGCACCGGGAAUAAAAACGUGGUGACCAGAGACCAGCUUGACCGAAUGAAAAAUGGCUGCAUUGUGUGCAACAUGGGACACUCAAACACCGAGAUUGAUGUGGCAAGUCUACGGACUCCUGAGCUGACGUGGGAACGAGUCCGCUCUCAGGUGGAUCAUGUCAUCUGGCCUGAUGGCAAACGGGUUAUCCUCCUGGCUGAGGGACGUCUCCUGAACCUGAGCUGCUCCACCGUUCCCACCUUUGUCCUUUCUAUCACAGCCACCACUCAGGCUUUGGCCCUCAUAGAGUUGUAUAACGCUCCAGAGGGACGUUACAAACAAGAUGUUUACUUGCUUCCCAAAAAAAUGGACGAGUAUGUUGCCAGCUUGCAUCUGGCCACUUUUGAUGCCCACCUGACGGAGCUCAGUGAUGAGCAGGCAAAGUAUCUGGGUUUGAAUAAAAAUGGUCCCUUCAAGCCAAAUUACUACAGGUAUUAGGCUAAUAACACCAAAGUCCACAACAUCUCUAUGUGGAUCUGUACGUUUCUGAUGAACCCGUCCUCCUGGCUACAGAUAUAUAUGUAUAUUGUAUUUUAUACUAUCCACAGGAUGCACAAGCUAUAUUUAGACUCAUGUGACUUGCUGCUUCCUGUAGAUGAUGCACGUGGCACUUAGUUGGCUAUAAAAGGUUGAUGUAAUAAUUACAGCGCUCAGAUGUCUGAUAUGAGAUGUACUGAAUGUGUUUCUUUACCUGCUGCUUCCUGUCUGAGAGCUACUGAGAGCUUUUCCAGUAAAUUGUGCCAAACGACAGUGAAAGGGUUGGUGUUGUGGAAGACAAA
Messenger RNA from Fundulus heteroclitus (mummichog), 2300 nucleotides. RefSeq names its product S-adenosylhomocysteine hydrolase-like protein 1. Lineage: Eukaryota; Metazoa; Chordata; Actinopteri; Cyprinodontiformes; Fundulidae. The record is from RefSeq and is a predicted model, not a curated record. Bases 307 to 1959 code for a protein of 550 amino acids. Gene Ontology annotation, biological process: L-methionine cycle. The transcript is spliced from 17 exons. Gene Ontology annotation, cellular component: cytosol.